Messenger RNA from Polyodon spathula (Mississippi paddlefish), 3423 nucleotides. Its product is annotated as choline transporter-like protein 4. The transcript has 22 exons. The coding region runs from base 186 to 2396 and encodes 736 amino acids. Gene Ontology annotation, molecular function: thiamine pyrophosphate transmembrane transporter activity. Lineage: Eukaryota; Metazoa; Chordata; Actinopteri; Acipenseriformes; Polyodontidae. The record is from RefSeq and is a predicted model, not a curated record. Gene Ontology annotation, cellular component: plasma membrane. Gene Ontology annotation, biological process: choline transport; thiamine pyrophosphate transmembrane transport.
ACUGUUGUAGGCGUGGCUCAGGUGAGAGUUCCACGGCUGGUGCAAGGUAACGUCAGUAGGCAGAUCAAACUGACAGGUAAACGAUAUAGAGGGAGAGAGAUUUAUCAACACAAGCAGAAAAUUACGUGUAAAACCCCGACUUGUGAUUGACUUAGCAGACUGAAGACCCCCUAACUCUAUCUAAAAUGGGGAAAAAGAAAGAAAACGACAGUUCCGACCCUUACGGAGAACCUGCUAAGUAUGACCCAACUUUCAAUGGGCCGAUCCACAACAGGGGUUGCACUGAUGUUAUUUGCUGCAUCUUUUUCAUGGUUUUCAUUGCUGGAUACCUGGUGGUGGGAAUUUUGGCCUGGCUGUACGGGGACCCCAGGCAGGUGAUUUACCCUCGAAACUCGACCGGAGUUUUCUGUGGAUUCGGACCCAAUGAAGGGAAGCCCUACGUGUUUUACUUUGAUAUCCUGAAAUGUGCCACUGGUACCAACAUCAUGGCAGCUGCUCUGAACGGACUGCAGUGCCCAACUACCCAGGUGUGUGUGAACAGUUGCCCCAACAGCUACUGGAUGGUUCCUCUGAGUGGAUAUUUUAAGGAUGCGAAGCCCAAAGACGUGUUCAAUGAGAAGUACUGCAACCCAGCCAUCGACCUGCAGAACACCACACUGUCUGUGAAUCAAAUUCUAAGCAAAGAACUGUGUGCUGGAUUUUAUAUCCCAUCCACUUCAGUUUUUAAUCGGUGCGUCCCCAAAAUCGCUGACUUGCCGAGCAUCCCUUCUAAUUUCACCUUACCUGGGUCUGCGACUGCCAACGACACUGCCAGCUCCAUUGUAAAUGCCACCGGUGAUCUCUUUAUGGGGUUCAAUGCUAAAGCCUUGGGGGUGAAGAUUUUCCAAGACUUCGCCAAAUCCUGGUAUUGGAUUCUAAUUGGUCUGCUGAUUGCUAUGCUGGCCAGUCUGCUGUUCCUCUUGCUGCUGCGCUUUGUUGCUGGAGUCAUGGUCUGGGUUCUCAUUGUUGGGGUGAUUGGAGUCAUCGGCUAUGGUAUCUGGCACUGUUACUGGGAGUAUUCCAAUUACAAAGCGAGUAAUGCCUCCAUAUCGUCCGUCGGCUUCACCUCGGACCUCUCUGUCUUACUGCGGGUUCAAGAGACCUGGCUGGCUUUCUUGAUCAUCCUGGUUGUGUUGGAAGUGAUUCUGCUCCUGAGUCUGAUCUUUCUGAGGAAACGGAUUCUCAUCGCUAUCGCACUAAUCAAGGAAGCCAGCAAAGCAAUUGGUCACAUUAUGAGCGCGCUGCUGUAUCCCCUGGUCACCUUCGUCCUGCUGGUUAUCUGUGUGGCUUACUGGGGCAUCACUGCGCUAUACCUGGCAACGUCAGGGAUGCCUCUGUACCGGGUGAUGGCACUUAAUCAGUCUCUACCAAACUGUGCAAGCGUCAACGGAACUGAGUCCUGUGAUCCAUUGAACUUCAAUGCAUCCUCGUUCCCCUGCGAGUCGGCGCGCUGCAUGUUCUUCAAGUACAACGAGGAGGGCCUGUUCCAGCAGAACCUCUUCAACCUGCAGAUCUACAACGUGCUGGGCUUCCUGUGGUGCAUGAACUUCGUCCUCGCCCUGGGCCAGUGCACCAUGGCUGGGGCAUUUGCCUCCUACUACUGGGCCUUCAACAAGCCCGGGGAUAUGCCCUACUUCCCCGUGGCCAGCAGCUUCAUCCGCACUUUGCGGUAUCACGUUGGUUCUCUGGCAUUUGGCUCACUCAUUUUGACCAUUGUCCAGUUCAUCCGCAUCAUUCUGGAAUAUCUCGACCACAAGUUCAAAGCUGCCCAGAACCCCUGCACUCGCUUCAUCAUGUGCUGUCUGAAGUGCUGCUUCUGGUGUCUGGAGAAAUUCAUCAAGUUCCUCAACAGAAACGCCUACAUCAUGAUUGCCAUUUACGGGAAGAAUUUCUGCACCUCUGCUAAAAACGCUUUCUGCCUGUUAAUGAGGAACAUUGUCAGGGUGGUGGUGCUGGAUAAAGUGACGGACCUGUUGCUGCUGUUUGGAAAAUUAAUGGUGGUCGGGGGAGUGGGAGUCCUGGCGUUCUUUUUCUUCUCUGGUAGAAUUGUGAUGCCGGGAGAAACAUUCAGUGCCAGCUCGCUGAACUACUAUUGGGUGCCUAUUAUAGUGAGUUCUGCCAAUCAAACCCAGGCUCCUACUCAGACCGCGACAGUGGUUGUGGGAUCCUACAUGAUUGCUAAGGGUUUCUUCAGCGUGUACAGCAUGUGUGUGGACACCCUGUUCCUGUGCUUCUUGGAGGAUUUGGAGCGUAACGAUGGUUCUCAGGAGAAGCCCUACUACAUGCCCAAAUCUCUCAUGAAGAUCCUCAACAAGAAGAACAAGCAACCCAAAAAGCCCCAAAAAAACAAGGAGUGAGGACACACUCACACACUCGCCUCCCGAGUCCUCGCUUAGCCCUAAACACCAGCAAACACACCAAAAGCCUUUUAAACACACAGACCAAUCUUCAGAGGGGGAAAUCGCUUUCAGAAAAAUUAGGCACAUUUUAAGAGAUAGGAAUUUCUCCUUUGGUACGGAGUAGUUUUAUAGUUAUUGCCAAGCUUUAGUUGGCUAACUACAGGGAUUUCUUUAUCCUGAUCAAAAGAGUAUGUAGCUUCACAUUUCAUUUUCUUAGUUUUUAUCUUUCCGCGUGUUUCUUAUAGUAAUCAGAGACCAUCUUUAUUUUUUGUCUAAGUCUGUGUUGCUCUGACUGAGUGUAGGCGCUGCUGUUCAGUUAUGGAAAUCUGUAAUGUAGGCUAGAUCAGCCAAAGAGUCUUUUUAUAGAAACAAUGGUCUAAUUUCUUUCAGAAAAUUUCAAGCAUUUCCUCAAUCUCUCUUUUUGUCAGAUUUUUAUUGCUAAAAAACUGUGGCUGAAAUAUCCAGUAUUUAUUUAAAUUUUUUAUUUUAACAAAACUUGUACGACACAGUCCUAAUAUACAAAAAUGAAGCUAUAGCAAACACGGAACGUCAUUUUAAAACAGGCAGUGCUACGCCAAGUUCUCGAUUUGCAUGCCUUAGUUUCAGGUAGGCUGUUACUGGUUUAUUUCCUGGGUCAACUUAAAAGUGUCUUUGGCGUUGCAAAGGGGGUGGAGCCAAUUCACUCUCCAAGUGGCCAAGGAAUUCCGAGACACUGAAAGUAGCUGGGCUCAUGCAAACAUAUUCCUCUAACACUGCUGUGCACCAGAUGUUUUUAAAUGAAUUCCAUGCUUGCUGUAAACCCUGCCAGUAAGAUUCAGGGAAUUAUAGUUUGUUGCAAAAACACAGUUAAUAGACAAAAAGUUUUGACCACAUUUCUUCUUAGUGUUUAACUACAAUUUUUACAAAUUACAAAACAGAGCAUGCAGGGAAGUAAGGAUAGUGACGGGGGCUACGUUUUAGAAAUACAUUUAAGAAUUUUUUAUUU